AUGGCCGCGGCCCCGACGGGAUUCUUGUUCGCGCUACCAGAAUCUCUGUUUGACAAUGCACGGCUGGCUGGAGACACUACGCCAUAUCAAGCGACCAGCGGCAGUGGGCCUGACUCGGCACAGGGCGAGCAGGACCCCUCGACAGCCACGCCAGCGCAGCAGCCACAGCCGGGGCAAAAGCCACAGGAGCAGGAGCAGCAACCGGCCCCCGCCGACGCCGCCUGGGGGGAGGCGGGCGCCACCUGUAUCGCCUGCGGCAUAGGUGUGAACGGCCCCGGGUUCGCAUCGCCGGCGGAGCAGCGUCAGCAUUUCAAGACCGACUGGCACAGAUACAAUGUGAAGCGGCGCGUCGCGCGCAAGCCUGCGGUCAGCGAGGACCAGUUUGACCGAAUCGUGGAGGAGGAGGACGAGGUGUCAAGCAUAUCAGGCUCUGACACCGCCGACAGCAGCAGCGACGAGGACGAGGGAGUUGAGGAGGGGGACGAGGAGGAGCAGAGCCAGGGUGGCGGCGAGGACGGCGGCGGCGGCGGCGCGGCAGCCGCGCGGCGACAGCAGCGGCGGGCGCGGCGGCAGCGGGAGCGCGGCGGGGGCAAGGCGCCGCAGCUGGUGUUUGAGUCCGCGGACGGCGCGCCGCUGGCCGUGUGGCGCUGCCUGCUGUACCCUGACCACGCGAAGGGCCGCCCCGCCGACUCAGACCUGCUCCAGGAGCUGCGCCGCGUGCGGCGGGGCGCCGCGUGCUGGGCGCUGCUGCUGCUGCGCGGCGGGCACUUUGCUGCGGCGGUGUUCCGCGUGCGGCCGGCGCCGACGGGCAAGGGGCAGCACGCGGGGGAGCCUUUCGAGGUGGUGGCCCACAAGACGUUCCACAGAUACGUCGUCAGGGCCAAGGCGGGCGGCAAGCAGUCCUCAAAGGACGCCAGCGGCAAGUUCGCCAAAUCGGCGGGCAGCGCGCUGCGGCGGUACAACGAGGGCGCCCUGGCGCGGGACAUAGCGGACCUGCUGGCGGAGUGGCGCCCGAUGCUGCAGGGGGCGGACAUGAUCUUUGUGCACGCACCCUCGUCCAACGCUAAGCUGGUCUUUGGCGCCAGCGCGGCCGGCGACCGCGCGGCGCCCGGCGAGCGCUGGGCGCUCGACCCCGCCGACCAGCGCGUGCGGCGCGUGCCGUUUGUGACGCGGCGGCCGACGUUCAGCGAGCUCAGGCGGGUGCUGCUGCUGCUGGGCGCGGUGAUGCAGCCGCGGAUGGAAGAGGUCCACGAGGAGGAAGAGGAUGGAGAGGCGGGGGAGGACGCACAGCAGCAGAAGCGGCGACAGCAGCAGGAGGAGGGGAAGGGAGGGGCGAGAGCGGAGGCAGCGGCGGGAGCGAGCGGCAGCGGCGGGGCAGACGGCGCUGCGGCGGCCGCCGCAGACGGCGCAGCAGCGGGCUCGUCUCGGAAAAAGGCGGAUGACCCCCCGCUGCUCAAGGCAGCGAAGGCGGGCGACGCCGACCGCGUGGCGCGGCUGAUGGAGUCGGGUGCCCACGACCCCGCGGCCGCGGAUUCGCAGGGGCGCACCGCCUAUCAGCUGGCCGCAAACAAGGAGGUUCGCGACGCGCUGCGCCGCGCCAUGGCGGCGGCGCCGGACGCGUGGGACUGGGGCGCGGCCAGGGUGCCCAGCCCCCUGACAGACGAGCUCGAGGCGGCGCAGGCGUCGAAAAAGGCCGAGAAGAAGGCGCGCCAGAAGGCGAAGGACAAGGGCCGCCAGGAGCUGUCGCAGGAGAAGAAGGCCGAGGCGGCGGCGGCUGCCAAGGCGGCGAUGGAGGAGGAGAUAGCCAGGGCGGCGGCGGAGGCGGCCGCCAUAAGCUUGAGGGCGAGCGCGGGCCGGGGUGCGGCUGGCGGCAGGCAGGGCGCCUCGCAGGUGCGCGGCGGCAGGCAGGGCGGGCGCGCCGGCGGCGGCCGCGGCGGGCCCCAGGGCCCCCCCUCAGCAGAGGAGCAGGCGCGGCGGCGGGAGCAGCUGGCGGCGGCGGCGGAGGCGCGCCUCAAGGCGCUGCAGGGGGCGCAGCAGCGGCAGCAGCUCUGGUCAGUCCCCGGCGGCCUGGGCGCGGGGCUGGCGCAGGGGCGCGUGCUACCGGACUCUCGCAUGGCCGGGGUGAAGCAGCGCCCCGCCAGACCUGCAGAACGAGGCGCGCAGUCAAACAGCGGCGGCCAACGCAGCAGCGGCGGCGGCGGCGGCGGCAUCGGUAGGGGCGGCGCGGCGUGGCUUGCGGCAGGCUUCCUGGUGGUUUCUCUGCUGAGCCGGCGGCAGGCGGCCAGCAGCGGCAGAUGA
This is a messenger RNA of Monoraphidium neglectum, 2298 nucleotides long. RefSeq names its product Ankyrin repeat and zinc finger domain-containing protein 1. The record is from RefSeq and is a predicted model, not a curated record. The transcript is spliced from 12 exons. Bases 1 to 2298 code for a protein of 765 amino acids. NCBI's taxonomy places the organism in Eukaryota, Viridiplantae, Chlorophyta, Chlorophyceae, Sphaeropleales, Selenastraceae.